This is a messenger RNA of Rhineura floridana, 3159 nucleotides long. RefSeq names its product DnaJ heat shock protein family (Hsp40) member B5 (gene DNAJB5). Gene Ontology annotation, molecular function: protein-folding chaperone binding. Gene Ontology annotation, cellular component: cytosol. The record is from RefSeq and is a predicted model, not a curated record. Gene Ontology annotation, biological process: negative regulation of transcription by RNA polymerase II. Lineage: Eukaryota; Metazoa; Chordata; Lepidosauria; Squamata; Rhineuridae.
UCUGGUGACUCCAGGCUGGCAGCCGCUCUUGCCGCCGCACUCGCGCUCUGAAGGGUCCCCCUGCCGCUCGCUCGCUCCGCCACUCUUUGCGGGCUUUACCAAACUUGGGCUUUGAGCGCCGCCGCUGCUGCUGCUGCUGCCGCUGCUGCCGCCGCCGCCGCUGCCUCCAGUUACUCCCUCCGGUUGAUAUGCCAGCAAUUCUGCUCUUCUGGAGCCGCGUGGAGAGGAAUAAAGAGUCGGUGGCUGGGACUGUUUCCACCAUGGGAAAGGAUUACUACAAGGCACUGGGGAUCCAGUCUGGAGCCAACGAAGAUGAGAUCAAGAAGGCCUAUAGGAAAAUGGCCCUAAAGUAUCACCCUGAUAAGAACAAGGACCCCAACGCAGAGGAGAAGUUCAAGGAAAUUGCGGAGGCCUACGAUGUACUCAGCGACCCCAAGAAAAGGGCCGUUUAUGACCAGUAUGGGGAAGAAGGGCUCAAAACGGGCGGUGGCUCCUCCAGCACCUCAGGGAACACUUUCCACUAUACCUUCCAUGGGGACCCACACGCCACCUUCGCUUCCUUCUUUGGGGGCUCCAACCCCUUUGACAUCUUCUUCAGCAGCGGCCGCUCCCGGGUCUUCAACGGCUUUGACCAUGAUGACAUGGACAUUGAUGACGACGACAGCAGUGAUCCGUUCAGUGCCUUUGGCCGGUUUGGCUUCAAUGGCAUCAAUGGCGUGCACCGGCGGCACCCAGAGCCCAUCCACAUGCGCCGGAAGGUGCAGGAUCCGCCUGUAGUCCAUGAGCUCAAAGUUUCUCUGGAGGAAAUCUACCACGGUGCUACCAAGCGGAUGAAGAUCACCCGCCGCCGGCUGAAUCCAGACGGUAGAACGAUGCGGACGGAGGAUAAGAUCCUGAAUAUUGUCAUCAAGCGCGGGUGGAAAGAGGGAACCAAGAUCACCUUCCCGAAGGAGGGAGACGCCACACCGGACAACAUCCCAGCUGACAUUGUCUUCAUCUUGAAGGACAAGCCUCAUCCUCACUUCAGGCGGGAUGGGACAAACAUCAUCUACACGGCCAUGAUCAGCCUUAAAGAGGCCUUGUGCGGCUGCACCGUGAACAUUCCCACCGUCGACGGGCGUGUCAUCCCCCUGCCCUGCAAUGACAUCAUCAAACCAGGCACUGUGAAGAGACUGCGUGGCGAAGGGCUGCCUUUCCCCAAGGUCCCCUCCCAACGUGGAGACUUGAUUGUAGAGUUCAAAGUCCGCUUCCCAGACAGAAUAGCCCCUCAGACCCGGCAGAUCCUCAAGCAGCACCUCCCCUGCUCCUAGAGCCCCCCUUGGCUUGGCGGCUCCUGCCUGCCGGCCAGCUUGCCUUCCAAGCAGCAAUACUUCAUGCACGUGUGCUGCGGUGCACUUGGCCUGCGCAAUGCCCAGGGGCUGAGCGGCGCCCCUGCCUGCAAACCACACCUUCCUUUCCCAAGAGACGCUCUGGCCUGGCUCGUGCUCCCCUCUUUCCUCUCAGCAGCCUGUAUGUGUGACUCUCUCGCUGCAGGUGGUUCCCUUUUGGGUCUGUAUCUCCUCCUGGCUGAGCCCCUGGUCCCCUUUGCCACCUUUUGGAGGGUCUCUGCUUUGCAAAGUUUGGCCUGUGAACCACUGGCCAUCUUACGCUGGGAAACCUCUGGGGCAUAACCACUGGUGUAAAUAGGACCCGGACUUGUGUUUCCUACGCAUGGUCUGAUGAUCUCUUUAGAUUGCUCUGUGCUCUGGCUGCUGCUGGGGCAGCUGGCAGGUGCCAAAAAGCCAGCCCAUCCUGCUUGGCAGGAGCAGGGCCAAUCGACAGCUGGACCCACAGGGCCACGGGUGGAGUGUCCUCUGUUCCACCACCCUAGUUUCUGAGCAUACAAGAUGUCGUGGCUCCGCAAAGCUAAGCCAGGCGGCUCUGCUGGUGAUUAUUGUUCCUGCAGCAAGCCGAGACCCUGUUCUGCCACAGGGAGGCCGGAGAUGGAGCGGGGGCCAGCUGCAUUCACGGGCACUUGCACCCCAGGCCUCUUUGAAUUGAUGGCUCCUGGUUUUACUCUUAAUAGAAACCUCGUGAGGAUUGGUCUCUGCUGUCCAUUUUGGGGUUUUCAGUGUGGCUCAUGUGAACUCUUUGGGGGGCUGGGAGUGGGAGAAAUAAGGCCUCUCCUUGCAGGCUGCAGAAAGCACAAGCGAUGUAGGCCUUAACGGUUCAGAGGCAAGGGCUGGGAGGGAGGCCUUGGCUGCAUAGCGAUUUGAUAGGGCUGUGUCGUGUGUGUGUGUGCAUGUGUCAUUUUUCAGGGAGAGCAGAAAGGGCUAGGCCUGAGGGUGGGGAAGAGGGGCGCGAGGUCGGCUUGGGUGGUGCUGUAUUAAAGGCUGCAUUUUUAAACUUUUCAGAGGGACAUUUUUUAAAGAAGCAUUUGUUGCCCUUCUCAGCUGAACUUUGCUCCAUCUGCAGGGACAUCUCUGGGAAGGGAAGAGUUGCUGGGCCUGACUUCAAUGGGGUUCUAAAGCUGCUUUGCAAAAACACCCUUUCUCUCCCCCCCAAAAAAAUCCCACCCGAUAAAAUGUGGUGCCAAAACUCCCUUCUUGGAUUCCUGACUGUGUUACAAUGCGCUUAAUUCUGACUUGAAAGGGGGAAGGAGUGCUGCUGCCGCCUUGGCCCAGGGUGACCAGCGGAGGGAGCCAUGUGCCAUGGGUCCUCUUGCUGCCGCUGUGGCAGUGGCUGGUCUUUUGAGUCAUGACACUCGGACAUCUCUUACUUGGACCUGCGGUAGGGUGGAGCGUCCAGGUGCACGGGGCACCUGCCGCUUCCUGUAUAGCUGUACAGAAUCUGACACUUUGGUCCUUUUAAUGUGCAAUUUUUUUUGAAAAGAUUAAAACUGUUACGCAGUGUUGAACUUAUCAACCAGUUUGAAUGGUUAAGACAAUGCCUUUUUUUGCCCCCUCCCCUCCAAUGUGUGUGUUUUUUAAAUACAAAAAAACUCAGGCUGGUGGUGAUGUUGGGGCAGGUGGGGGUGCAAGCGGAGGAUGGGCGUGCUGGCGCCUUUGGGGUUUUUCUCCGUUUCAGGGAGACCCCCGAGUGGUUUUAUAGCGUUUUUUUUUAUGUCUUUCUUUUGUAAUGUCCUGUAUUAAUAUUUAAAAAUAAAGUAUUUUAAAAAUA